AUGCAGCAGCAGUGCAACAAGAAACAGCAGCAACUGCAGCAGCAGCAGCAGCAACAGCAGCAGCAGCAGCAGCAGCAGCAACUAACCACCAAAGCGCAACAUCGCAGCAAGGUGCUGCUGCAGCAGCAGCAGCAGCAGCAGCAACAGCUGCAGCAGCAGGUGCAGCAGCAGGUGCAGCAGCAGCUGCAGCAGCACCUGCAGCAGCAGCAGCAGCAACAGCAGCAGCAGCAACAGCAGCAGCAGCAGCAGCAGCAACAGCAGCAACAGCAACAGGGACAGCAGCAACAACACAAGCAGCAGCAGCAGCAGCAACAACACCAGCAGCAGCAGCAACAGCAGCAGCAGCAGCAGCAGCAGCAACAGCAGCAGCAGCAGCAGCAGCAGCAGCUGACCUUGGUAGCUAGACAAGACAUGCUGAUGUGUAACGCACGGAGCAACGCCCGCAGUGGUCUGAACAUAAACAUUGCUGCAGCAGCAGCAGCAGCAGCAGCAGCAGCAGCAGCGGGAGCAGUGAGAGCAGCAGCGGGAGCAGCAGCAGCAGCAGCAGCAGCAGGAGUGGGAGCAGCAGCAGCGGGAGCAGCAGAAAAAGAAGGAACAGAAAAGGAGAUGGAAUACAGCAGCAGAAACAGCAGCAAAUAA
Messenger RNA from Eimeria mitis, 639 nucleotides. RefSeq lists its product as uncharacterized. Bases 1 to 639 code for a protein of 212 amino acids. NCBI's taxonomy places the organism in Eukaryota, Apicomplexa, Conoidasida, Eucoccidiorida, Eimeriidae. The record is from RefSeq and is a predicted model, not a curated record. The transcript is spliced from 4 exons.